This is a messenger RNA of Oreochromis niloticus (Nile tilapia), 794 nucleotides long. RefSeq lists its product as uncharacterized. Bases 30 to 773 code for a protein of 247 amino acids. The record is from RefSeq and is a predicted model, not a curated record. The transcript has 5 exons. Lineage: Eukaryota; Metazoa; Chordata; Actinopteri; Cichliformes; Cichlidae. Gene Ontology annotation, cellular component: membrane.
GAGAAACCUCGAGACUCUAGAAUGCUAGAAUGUUUUUCUUUGUGAUUCUUGUGUUGCUGUCCUGCACUGAGGCUGAAGGGCUCCAACAUGUGUUUCUCCUCCAUGGAAAGGACUUACACCUGGAUAUAAAGAAAUCUGUUGUACUAGACAAAAAAACUGAUUUGAUCUGGAGAUUUAAUGAAACUAACAAUGUAGCUAAAUGCUAUUUUAAUAAUGAUCCAGUCAUGUUUGACAAAUAUGCAGGAAGGGCUGAGGUCUUUGGACAAAAUUACUCUUUGCUAUUAAAGAAUGUACAACACAGUGACAGUGGAGAUUAUACUGCAGUCUUGUUUGGGGCACAAGACCAAAAGGUAGCUGAAUACAAGGUCAUAAUCCAAGAUCCAGUGUCUCCAGUUAACCUGACAGUGGACUCUGUGUCCAGCAGUUCAGACUCCUGUAAUCUCAUUGUGACCUGCAGCACAGUGGAUUCUCAAAUCAGCAGCAUUUUCACAUGUGAUGCCCAAAACUGCUCUCUGGUAGAAAAAGGAAGCUUUAAAGCCCAAAACUAUUCUUCCAGUCUCGUUGUCUAUUUGCAGCAAAGCUUCAUCAUCUGUAAUCACAGCAACCAAGUCAGCAUGGAACAGACUAAGAAGGACAUUAAACUUUAUUGCAAGGAAAAACCAGGUAUCUCCAUCUGUGUGGUGAAGACAGUCGUGUUCUCUGUUGGUCUGAUCAUCAUGGUGAUUGCUGUCAUCAGUGUCCACAUUAUGGAGAAGAUUAAGAAGCGAAAAUAAAGAAGAGGCUUUCCACUUACA